Molecule: messenger RNA, 1493 nt
Organism: Linum tenue
Lineage: Eukaryota; Viridiplantae; Streptophyta; Magnoliopsida; Malpighiales; Linaceae
Source: the annotation of a GenBank genome assembly
CCUCGUAAAGCUGCGGAUUUCUGGACAAAUAAAGAGGCAAAUCGGAUAAAGCAAUAAAUCAGGAAGAAAAAAAGAAAAUCUGCACCGAAACCCGCGAUUUGUCGUCGUGGCGAGUGGCGAAUACGGUGGGCUCUGUGGCGGGUCGCUGCUUCCGGUACCUUCCUUAAAUCAACCGCCACCCAACCCGGACCCUUUUGGUUUUGGUUUUGGUCAGAGAGCAGCCCACGUGAGAAGGAGAAGGUAAGAAGAAAACAAUGCGACAGACGAGCGAGCGAGGAAGAAUAGAUGGGAGGAGGGAGUAGCUGCACAAAUUCCUGAGUCGGAUUUGCUGCUGCUUCACGGAAAUGGCGACGUGCUCGUCCCAGGAUCAGGUUGAUAGCGCUGUUCUACAUGCCAAUGUUGCCGUUUCGGGCGGUGAGGGAGUCGGUAGCGGUACGAGGAUCGGGGUCGACGCUGAAGGUGGAGGUGGUGGAGGAGAGGCGAAAGCCGACGUGUUCGUGAGAAACCCUAGCGAUGGUCCUGGUCGCACUGCUGCUGCUGCUGCUGGCCCUCCCGUCGACGAUUGCUGCCCGAUCUGCUUCGGCGACUUCUCCGUCGCCUGUAAAGCCAAUUGCGGCCAUUGGUAUUGCGGAGGUUGCAUUCUCCAGUUUUGGAACUACUCAGCAGCAUCAAGACCAUGCAAAUGCCCAAUGUGCUCGUCUAGCAUCACUAAGUUGACACCAGAGGCAUCAUUACUCAAUCAACGAGAGCAGGAAGUUAAGGAUGUUUUGCGGGGUGUUGAGAGGUACAAUCGCUUGUAUGUUGGAGGAGCACGAGGCCUCGUUCAGGUGGCACUUCUCCCUCUGCCAAGUUAUCAUUAUCUUAUUUCUUAAGUUCCUUGUCAUUGUUGUAUACUUGUUGUCUGCGAGAUAACUAACUGCCACGGUUAUGAACAGAAAGUGCGAGAAUCGCCGUUAUUCAUCAAGCGAAUUGUUCAGCGGGUGAUGGAUCCUGAUAGACCUGAGUACUUCCUUCAGGAAGCUCGCCUCUUGGCUAUGAUAAUGAGCAUUCUCUAUGCAUUCUCUCCCUUCGACUUUAUUCCAACAGGUGGGGCAGGAGUGGUGAGAUUGUUUGAUCACGUAGCCAUCAUAAUAGUUCUCGGCCUCAAACUGAUUGGCCUUUACCAUCGACGGAGGCUCCAUCAGCGAGUUAGGCAAAUGGCUGCCCAACCUCCAGCUGAAUGACGGACAUUACCGAAGCCGCUCAACAGAGGCUAUGCAGCAGUUUACUCAUGUAUAGUUAGACUAUAGUCUUCUGUUUGUUUUAACCACUUGUAUACAGUCGAUCGUUGCGAGAGAUUGAGGGGUUGUUGCCCUUUUGGCGUGCGGCUUUCGUUGUAAAUAUUAUAUGCACAUAUAUAUCUACUAGAAUGAAAUUGGUACAAGUAUGUAUAGGUGUCAAAACAUAGCCCGACCCGAUUAACCUGCCCGAUCAACUUGACCCGCAACCCGACC